Phalacrocorax carbo (great cormorant) is the source of this 3558-nucleotide messenger RNA. The record is from RefSeq and is a predicted model, not a curated record. Lineage: Eukaryota; Metazoa; Chordata; Aves; Suliformes; Phalacrocoracidae.
GGGGCGGGCGGGCGGGCUGCCCCUGCCGCCCUCCGGGGACAUAAAAACCCGCGGCCGGAUCCCGCCCGCGCCUCUCGGCGCUGCCGGCAGCAUGACGGCCAUCGGGGCGCAGCCUGAAGCAGUGUUGUUAACUCAGGUGGUUUUCUUCCCCCCGCUAUCCUUUAAGGCACAGAGGCUGCUGACACACCGGAGACCGCAGAAAUCCUUCUUUGAGACGCUCAUCAGGGGCCUGAUCAUCUUGUGCGUGGCGAUAGCAGUGGUCUUGUCGUCCAUCUCCGUCUGCGACGGCCGCUGGCUCUUCGCGAGGGGCCAGCUCUUCGGACUGUGGCACUUCUGCACCGUUAGCAACAGCAGUGUCCUGAAGUGUGUCACUGACCUCAGCCUGGCCAAUGUGGAGGGGCUGAGCGUGGGGGUGAUUCCCAUAAGAAGCAUGGUGUCCUUUGCUGUUGUGGUCGCCAUAUUUGGCCUGGAGCUCCUGAUGGUGUCUCAAGUCUGCGAGGACGCCAACGCAAGGCGGAAGUGGUCGUUGGGCUCGGUUCUCAUCCUCGUCUCGUUUUUACUGUCGGCCACUGGUGUUCUGAGCUUCUCCAUCCUUGUGAAGGAUCAUCUGACCUUCACAGGCUUCACGCUGACGUACUGGUGCGAGUUCAUCGCUGCCUUUCUCUUCUUCCUUAAUGGGAUCAGUGGACUUCACAUCAACAGCCUCACACACCCCAGGAACAGGGUAGGCAAAAUUUAGGUGCAAAGGGUGUACCUCCGUCUUUGUGUAAUCAGCUUUGCCAAUUAGACUGGAAAAAAGGGAGUCUAAUGAAGUUUGAAGAGGACACCCUGUCUUAAAUUGUCUGCAAGCGUGAGUCAGCCUUGAUGCCUGUAGAAGAGAGACCCACCCACUGGUCAGCGCAGAGGGCUGCGCAACACGAGCAAAGCAGAGACUGAGACUGGCUGCCGCUGAAAUGUGUUUUUCUGCAGGAGUGGUUUAAAGAAGAGGGUGUCCCGUUACACGUGUGGAGGGGUGGCAGACUAUGACCUGCUCGCGGGCUCAGUUUUGAGGCUUACACAAAGCCUGUACUGGUGUGGGUUUGGUGUGGCAGGGCUUCUCCCCGUACUCUGAAGCCUGUGAAGAGCAUGAUGCAGCCUCGGUGUAUCUUAUGGCUUUUCUCUGCUCAGGGACAGAUGACUUGCACCUGGCCAUGCUCACUGGCUUGAAGUAUUGAAAAUCUUCACUGCAUCUCACUCCUCCAUUUUGCUUUCAAAAGAGAAGGCACACAGGUCUUGAUCUGGUCACCCAUUUUGUUUCCUGCUGGCAUGUUCCCUGUAUUUGUCCUUUCCUCUCAGUUUUUCUGGGACACCUCUGACACAGGUGCAGGGAGAUGUAGCUGUCUUGGGACCAAGGACAGGUGCUGGGUGAUUCAGGUGCACAGGGAAGGGUUGUGGUGCCUUCCUUGGGCAGCAGUACGCAUUCAUGUGCCCAUGGCCUCUCCCUGCUGUCACCCCACUCCUCUGCCACCCCUGUAGGACACAUGACAUCAGUUACCCAAACUGGCUCCCUCACAGCCCUUACAAAGUUCUUUUUUUAAUGUAACGGAGCAUUGAUCUCCCUGGUUUCUUUUUUGUCCCUUUGGGGAAAAAGGGACGAGCUCUGCAGGGGCUUUGGGUGAGCGUUGUGGCUGGGCAGACCAUGCUGAGACCACCGCACCCUCCAGGGUGUGUUUUGUUUGUCAGGGUUUCCUGCUGGGGCAAUGAGAAGUCUUGUCCGGUAGCUGAGAGUCUCUGGCAGCAUUUUUUUCUGGUAGGAGAAAGCUCUAGAUCCUCCUGACCAGACCAUGUCCUUCUCACCCCCUGGUUAACAGUGGGCCUGGGAGGAGAAGCAGCCCAAGAUUACCUAAGAAGGGGCUGAUGGGGGCAGCUCUAAUCUGUCACAGCUAAUGGAAAUACAAAGGGACUUGGCCAAAUUAUAUUAAGGCUGGUCUUCCUCCUGCCAAUGCCUGAGUCAAGAUCUCUACAAUUGCUGCAGCUUUAAAGUUACUUAUGCUGUCUGAUGUAAAAGGAGAGAAGACCUCAGCAGGAGACCCUCAGAGGUUGGGUUGCCCCACGUGUGUCCUCCCUGUCCAACAUAUAUCACUCCGUUGCCCACAGAUUACAAAUGUCUUCAGAGUAUUUUCUGGCCUCUGUUCUAACGUUUGUUUUGUAUCAGCUGGUAAAACUGCUUGUAUUUUUGUUUUGGGACAAAUGUUUCUACAUGUUUCAUCUCUGUAGCUUGUCAGAUAGCUGUUGAGCAAGGUUUUCAUUUCCCGUGCAGCAAGUUUGGCACAGUUUUUCACCUGAAACAAAAGCAUCAUAACACAAAGGCCAAGAAGGCUGCGUAGGCGAGCCAUGAGUAAACAGCUUUGUGUUUGAAAGCCAGGAGUCAUAAGUCCUGCCUGCCUGAGUAUACAUCCACACUUGCUGAAUGUGCUCCUGUGGACUUGCUUGCCUUUAUAAGGGCUAUCUCCAUUCCUUCUCAGAUUUCUAUAACUUGUUAAGAUAAUGCUCCUAAACCUGUUUUGUGAUGGAGUUUCACACCAGGGUUGCUCUGGACAGUGUCAGUUGUGCUUUUGCACAUGAGUCUGCCCAUCUUUCUGGUGAGACAGUGCAUGGAGCUGUGCUACACAGCCAGCUCCUGAAGCUCUUGCAAUGUUUGGGGCUCUGUCAGACUUUAUUGACCCUCUCUCAAGGACAAAGACUUGUGCCCUUAACCUGCCUCUGGAAAGCUGCACUGUGAUUGUGUCUCUCUUUUGUGAAGGUGCUUUUGAUUUGCUGAUUUGCACUGUCAAAGACAUGCUGGUGGUCUGAACUUGCAGGUGCUUGUAUGAACAGUGCUGUUGGCUUUAGCAGAGCUGCUUACCCAAGAGGGCGUCUGCAAGGCCCGGUCCCAAAUUGUUGCGCUGUGGUGUUACCGGGUGGCAGAGUGCCUUAACUAACCAGCGAAUCCAUUGUGGUGCGUAGGGGUACCCAUGUUCCCCUACGUGAGGUCAAGGGUGUCCAUGGCUUGUCUAGAAACAUGGAUGUAACUUCAAAGUGCCUUCCUGGUGACAUUCAAAACUGGAAAUGAUUCUGCAUGUACUCCUUUUCAUGAUGGUGGGAGGCUGUGCCUCCAGCCCCUUCCCUGGGGGAAGGCAGCUGCCACCAGACUGGAGUCCCAGGCUGGUGCCUCCCACUCACGUUAGGGGGAGGCCGUGGACAAUUGGGCAUUGAGUUCACCCAAGACUUGGUGCAAUUGUGAGUGAUUUUAGGAUGCCCUCUGGUAGCUGAAGAGGCCUUUUGUUGGGGGUAGGGAAUCCUCUAGGGAAAAUACCAUAACUUUUUUUUCUGACUGUCUUUGUAUCGUACUGCUUGACUUACUAAUGCUUGGAGAAGAUGCAUUUUGAUGGCUAAAUACUAGAAAACAGGGUGGAUUAUCUCGGAAACAUCCUUAUAUACAGCAACUGGUGCAGCAAUGGGUAACUGCCUAUUUUCUGAAACCUGUGGAAGUGUCAAGCAAUAUUGCUGAAGUUUGUUAAAUAAAUUUAUUUGAAAUAA